GAAUAACUCGCUUGUAUUCUUUCCAUUUCCAUUUUCCACCAUGGUAUUAUUCUUCCGGUUAAUUGCACUGCGUUGAGCUGUUGUCGAGUUUACGAGGAUGAAGUACAAUCGACUAGUGUCUUCUUCGCGCAGGAAGAACAGAAAGAGGCACUUCACAGCACCUUCUCACAUCAGACGACGACUUAUGUCCGCGCCACUAUCUAAGGAAUUACGACAAAAGUACAAUGUACGGUCAAUGCCGAUCCGUAAAGAUGACGAAGUACAGGUAGUACGUGGUCACUACAAGGGUCAACAAGUAGGAAAAGUUGUCCAAGUAUACAGGAAAAAGUUCGUAAUAUACAUUGAGCGAAUUCAACGUGAAAAGGCAAACAGUGCUAACGUAUACGUUGGCAUUGAUCCUUCUAAGACGGUUAUUGUUAAGUUGAAAAUGGAUAAAGACCGUAAAAAAAUUAUCGACAGGCGAAGCAAAGGCAGGCUGGCUGCAUUGGGUAAAGACAAGGGCAAAUAUACAGAGGAUGUAACGGCUGCCAUGGAGACGUCAUAAUUUUGAUAUAUUUUUGUGUCACAAUAAAAAAUAUGAAAAACAUAACUUUCA
Cyphomyrmex costatus is the source of this 595-nucleotide messenger RNA. RefSeq names its product ribosomal protein L26 (gene RpL26). The coding region runs from base 98 to 544 and encodes 148 amino acids. Gene Ontology annotation, biological process: translation. The record is from RefSeq and is a predicted model, not a curated record. Gene Ontology annotation, molecular function: structural constituent of ribosome; RNA binding. Gene Ontology annotation, cellular component: large ribosomal subunit; ribosome. The transcript has 4 exons. NCBI's taxonomy places the organism in Eukaryota, Metazoa, Arthropoda, Insecta, Hymenoptera, Formicidae.